ACUCUUCCUCUUCCUCUUCCUCUUCUCUGCACCCACCAAAACCCUUCAAAACUAUUACCUACCUCUAUCUAUCUAUCUAUAUAUAUGUAUGUGUGUGUGUGUGUGUGUGUACGCAUGGCCUUCCACGCUCAUCAGCUAAACCAAAGAUGUCCCUUUUAGGAGCCGAUUACUUGUCUUCUGCCAGUAAUACGCCCUUCUUGGGUCCAAGGCAAAGGAUGGAGCUUCAAGACUUCAGCCGGAGACCCCAACACACCCUGUCCUUCACGCUUGGUGAGCUUUUGCAGCGUGUCGGAGACUCCCACAACGAGUUUUCCGCAGACGAGAGCUCCCCGCCGGCACACCGCGUACUCGACUUCUCCGAGCCCUCGUCGUUGCCGUUCGUUCUCUCGUUCAGUAAUUUAACGUAUUGUGUGAAGGUGCGCCAGAAAAUGGAGUUGCCGGGGUGGUUUAGGAGGAGGGCCGAGCUCGAGUUGCCGGAAAAUAUGGUCAAUGGGAACACGAAGGUUUUGCUGAACGACAUCUCCGGCGAGGCCAGGGAAGGCGAGAUCAUGGCCGUUCUCGGCGCCAGUGGCUCCGGGAAAUCCACCCUUAUCGACGCGCUCGCCGACCGCAUCGCCAAAGAAAGCCUGAAAGGCACCGUAACUCUGAACGGCGAAGUUUUGCAAUCUAAGCUUCUGAAAGUGAUCUCUGCCUAUGUGAUGCAGGACGAUUUGUUGUUUCCCAUGUUAACGGUGGAAGAAACUCUCAUGUUCUCUGCGGAAUUCCGGCUGCCUCGAACCUUAUCGGCGUCGAAGAAGAAAGCGAGAGUCCAGGCUCUGAUCGACCAGCUCGGGCUCAGGAGCGCCGCCAAGACAGUGAUCGGCGACGAGGGCCACCGAGGCGUGUCUGGAGGGGAACGCAGACGGGUCUCAAUCGGGACCGACAUAAUCCACGACCCGAUCAUCCUCUUCCUCGACGAACCGACUUCGGGGCUCGACUCCACCAGCGCCUUCAUGGUCGUGAAGGUCUUGCAGCGAAUUGCUCAGAGCGGAAGCAUCGUGAUCAUGUCGAUUCAUCAACCCAGUUACCGGAUUGUGAACCUUCUCGAUCGGUUGAUCUUCCUUUCCCGUGGGCAAACCGUUUUCAACGGGUCUCCGGGCAGCCUGCCCCAGUUCUUCGCAGAGUUCGGGCACCCGAUCCCGGAGAACGAGAACCGAACUGAAUUCGCUCUGGAUUUGAUCCGAGAGCUUGAAGGCUCUCCUAGCGGAACCAAGACCCUAGUAGAUUUCAACAAAUCAUGGCGAAUGAAAAGAACGAUUCGGGGAAGCACCAAAUACCGGCCGAAACAGUCGCUGAAAGACGCUAUUAGCGCCAGCGUUUCUCGGGGAAAGCUAGUCUCCGGAGGCGGUGCCACCGGCGUUGCCACCGAAUCUUCAAUGCCGACUUUCGCAAAUCCGUUCUGGAUCGAGGUCCUGGUGAUCGCCAAACGAUCACUCACAAACUCCCGCCGCUCGCCCGAGCUCUUCGGGAUCCGGCUCGGCGCCGUUCUCGUAACCGGAAUCAUCCUCGCUACCAUGUUCUGGCGGCUCGACGACUCCCCAAAAGGCGUCCAAGAAAGACUCGGCUUCUUCGCCUUCGCCAUGUCAACCACUUUCUACACCUGCGCCGAAGCGAUUCCCGUCUUUCUAAUGGAACGCUACAUCUUCAUGAGAGAAACGGCCUACAAUGCCUAUCGCAGGUCUUCCUACGUUCUCUCCCACUGUUUAACCUCAAUCCCGUCGAUUCUGAUUCUGUCACUGACUUUCUCGGCGGCCACGUUCUGGGCGGUGGGGCUCGCCGGCGGGUUUUCCGGUUUCCUCUUCUUUCUUCUAAUAAUGGUGGCGGCGUUCUGGGCCGGAAGCUCCUUCGUGACCUUCCUCUCCGGCGUGGUUUCCCACGUGAUGCUGGGAUACACGGUUGUCGUCGCCAUUUUAGCCUACUUUCUGCUCUUCAGCGGCUUCUUCAUAACCAGAGACCGGAUCCCGCCGUACUGGCUCUGGUUCCAUUACUUGUCGCUGGUGAAGUACCCGUACGAGGGAGUGUUGCAGAACGAGUUUGACGAUCCGAGUAAGUGCUUUGUGAGGGGUGUUCAGAUCUUUGACAACUCGCCGUUGGGGGCGAUGCCGAGCUCUGUGAAGGUGAAGCUGUUGAAGACAAUAAGCAGUUCGCUGGGAGUGAACAUCACGAGCUCGACUUGCUUGACGACUGGCAUGGACAUACUGAAGACGCAGGGGAUCACUGAUUUCAGCAAGUGGAGCUGCUUCUGGAUCACGGUGGCUUUCGGGUUCUUCUUCAGGAUCCUGUUCUACUUCUCUUUGUUGCUUGGGAGCAAGAACAAGAGAAGAUGAGGAAUUAAGCAGAAAGCAUUAGAAAUAACAGAUAUUGGCGGGAAUGGCUCUGUUUUUUUAAUUUUCUUAUCAGAAUUUUUGAUUAAAAAGAAGUGUCACGUAAAGAUGGUUUUAAAACACAACUCGUGAUGAAUUAUUAUUAUUAUUAUUAUUUGUUAGUUA
Diospyros lotus (date-plum) is the source of this 2528-nucleotide messenger RNA. RefSeq names its product ABC transporter G family member 20-like. Gene Ontology annotation, molecular function: ABC-type transporter activity; ATP binding; ATP hydrolysis activity. The transcript has 2 exons. Bases 147 to 2366 code for a protein of 739 amino acids. Lineage: Eukaryota; Viridiplantae; Streptophyta; Magnoliopsida; Ericales; Ebenaceae. Gene Ontology annotation, cellular component: membrane. The record is from RefSeq and is a predicted model, not a curated record.